Molecule: messenger RNA, 1720 nt
Organism: Calypte anna (Anna's hummingbird)
Lineage: Eukaryota; Metazoa; Chordata; Aves; Apodiformes; Trochilidae
Gene: BTG1
Product: BTG anti-proliferation factor 1
Exons: 2
Coding region: 290-802 (170 amino acids)
Biological process (GO): negative regulation of mitotic cell cycle; negative regulation of cell population proliferation
Cellular component (GO): cytoplasm; nucleus
Source: RefSeq, a predicted model, not a curated record
GCGGCCGGCGGGCAGCUCCCUUCGCCCCUCGCAGCAGGAGAUGCGGGGUGCGCUGCCGCGGCCGCCGCUGCUGCUGCCGCCGCUGGCUCCCCCCUGCCGCAGGAAGAGAAGGCGGAGGCUGCCGCCCCCGGGAUGUGAUCUGGGCUACGCCGCCCGCACCUCUCCCAGUUAGAGCCCCGCCGCCUCCCGCGCUUCCCGUCCAGUCCCCGCUCCGUGCCGCUCGCCCCUACCCUAGCCCGUCCCAGCGCCGGCCGCCCCGGAGAGCUGGCUGCCGCCCGCCGCCGCCUCCAUGCAUCCCGCCCUGUACACCCGGGCCAACAUGAUACGCGAGAUCGCCGCGGCCGUGAGCUUCAUCUCCAAGUUCCUGCGGACCAAGGGGCUGAUGAACGAGAGGCAGCUGCAGACCUUCAGCCAGAGCCUGCAGGAGCUGCUGGCAGAACAUUAUAAACACCACUGGUUCCCAGAAAAGCCAUGCAAGGGAUCAGGUUACCGAUGUAUCCGGAUCAACCAUAAAAUGGAUCCUCUCAUUGGACAGGCAGCGCAGCGGAUUGGAUUGAGCAGUCAGGAACUGUUCCAGCUUCUUCCAAGCGAACUCACUCUAUGGGUUGACCCAUAUGAAGUGUCCUAUCGUAUUGGAGAGGAUGGCUCCAUCUGUGUGCUGUAUGAAGCUGCACCAGCAGGAGGUAGCCAAAAUAACACCAACAUGCAAAUGGUAGACAGCAGAAUAAGCUGUAAGGAGGAACUUCUCUUGGGCAGAACUAGCCCUUCCAAAAGCUACAAUAUGAUGACUGUAUCAGGUUAAGAUAUAGUCUGUGGAUGGAUCACCUUAAAAUGGAUGGAUAAAUUUGGUUUUUACUUUGGGUGGGCACCUCUGGGGAUGGAUUAUGGAAUUUAAACCAUGUCACAGCUGUGAAGAUCUGGCACACGUUAGAGUGGUAUACUUUAAAGUGACAGUGCCAUAGUUUGGACAGUACCUUUCAGUGAUUUAAUAGCCUGUGAGUCAAAAUAAUUGCAACUUGCUAGGGUGUGAAGAAGAUCUAGGAAGGGUCAGUUUCUCCAAGACAUCUUAAUUUCUACACCAAUUUUCAACCCCAAUCUGUAUUUAUAAAGUGAUUCUCUGCAGUAGGUCUUGCAGAGUAAAUUUGCACUAUUACAUUUAUUAAUUGUUAGCAUUUUUGGCAGCUCAGUAACAAGACUUACUGUUAUGAACACCAUAGUACUGGAAAUUUUAUUUUUCAGACUUUUACCUAGCACUUACAAAUAUGUAUAAAUGUACAUAAGAUUAAUGAGUAAGUACGACCUGGGGAAAUGGUCAGAUCUUUACAUUGGCCUCAAAAGUAGCAAGUGAUCAGAAUCUGCCAUGGCAACAGGCUUUAAAAAGACCAUAUAAAGACACUGUCUGAACUGUGGUGUUAGCACCAGCCAGCUAUCUGUACAUUUGCUAGCUUGUAGUUUUCUAAGACUGAGUAACUUCUUAUUUUUAGAAAGUGGAGGUCUGGUUUGUAAUUUCCUUGUUCUUAAUUGGGUAAAAGUCUUUUCCACAAACCACCAUCUAUUUUGUGAACUUUGUUAGUCAUCUUUUAUUUGGUAAAUUAUGAACUGGUGUAAAUUUGUACAGUUCAUGUAUAUUGAUUGUGGCAAAGUUGUACAGAUUUCUAUAUUUUGGAUGAGAAAUUUUUCUUCUCUCUAUAAUAAAUUGUUUCCUAUCUUGGCAUUUUAA